This is a messenger RNA of Arvicanthis niloticus (Nile rat), 2611 nucleotides long. Lineage: Eukaryota; Metazoa; Chordata; Mammalia; Rodentia; Muridae. The record is from RefSeq and is a predicted model, not a curated record.
ACUUCCGUUGCCACCGGAAGCAGUUUUACGAUGGCAACUUCUGUGGACGAGCCUGCCAAAGAAGCUCGGAAAAGUGACUCUCGGCCGCAGAAACAGAAGCGUGAGAACCAAGAUGAGGCAGAGCUCCUCACUGUUCCUGAUGGCUGGAAGGAGCCAGCUUUUUCCAAAGAGGACAAUCCCAGAGGACUCUUGGAGGAAAGCAGCUUUGCAACCUUGUUCCCGAAGUACCGAGAGGCUUACCUGAAAGAGUGCUGGCCUUUGGUCCAGAAAGCCUUGAAUGAGCAUCAUGUUAAAGCAACGCUGGACUUGAUCGAGGGUAGCAUGACUGUUUGUACAACAAAGAAGACUUUCGACCCUUACGUCAUCAUUAGAGCCCGGGACCUGAUAAAGCUCCUGGCAAGGAGCGUUGCAUUUGAACAGGCAGUACGGAUACUUCAGGAUGAUGUUGCCUGUGACAUCAUUAAAAUCGGCUCUCUAGUGAGGAAUAAAGAGAGAUUUGUGAAAAGAAGACAGCGGCUUAUUGGUCCCAAAGGAUCUACAUUGAAGGCAUUGGAACUCCUGACAAAUUGUUAUGUGAUGGUUCAGGGGAACACCGUCUCCGCCAUCGGACCGUUCAGCGGCCUGAAGGAGGUUCGAAAAGUAGUCCUUGAUACCAUGAAGAAUAUCCAUCCAAUUUAUAACAUUAAAACCUUGAUGAUUAAACGGGAGUUGGCAAAAGAUUCCGAGUUACGAUUGCAAAGUUGGGAAAGAUUUUUGCCACAGUUCAAGCACAAGAAUGUGAAUAAACGCAAGGAGCCAAAGAAGAAGAGUGUCAAGAAGGAGUACACGCCCUUCCCUCCCCCACAGCCAGAAAGUCAGAUUGAUAAAGAAUUGGCUAGUGGUGAAUACUUUUUGAAGGCGAAUCAGAAGAAGCGGCAGAAAAUGGAAGCAAUAAAGGCUAAGCAAGCAGAAGCUCUUACAAAGAGGCAGGAAGAACGAAAUAAAGCAUUUAUUCCACCUAAGGAAAAGCCAGCUGUGAAGCCAAAGGAAGUUUCUACUGAAACUAAGAUUGAUGUGGCCGCUAUCAAGGAGAAGGUUAAGAAAGCCAAGGCCAAGAAACUGGGCGCCCUUACAGCAGAGGAGGUUAAGCUCAAGAUGGAGGCUGACGAAAAGAAGCAGAAGAGAAAGAAGUAACAUUGGAAAAAAUGACCAACGUUCUAAGGUGUUUCCUUUUGUAAAGGAUUUUGAGACGCAGAGGCUUUAACUGAGUCAAACUCAGAAAAUCAUGACCAGUUUGCUUCUGUUCAUGGACAGAUGUACGCUUUGUAAAUACGUACGUGGUAGAUACCUAAGUGUAUAUUGUGCCCAACCAGUCCCAGACAGGUUUUGCCUAGAUGUUUUAGGAAUACCUGUUAUUAUAAAUUGUAUAGAUUUUUUGAAUGAGACUAUUAUUCAUCAAAUCCAAUGUUUGUUGCUAUUGGCUGGUCUUUAUAAGCAUACCCAAAACAUUUGGUUUUGAGGAAAAUACUUGCAAAAUUUUCAUUCUAUUUCUUUUGUUAAUUUUACCCCAGGAUUACAACAAAAAAACCUCACAAACAGAAAAUCCAAGGCCUCUAAGUCAAAUUUAUUCUGACUGAGGAAAUGAUACCAGAAAAAUGUAUAUGGUUAUUUACCCUACACGUAAGCAUCUGCAUACCUGGUCCCCGCCCCCACUGAGGCCAGAGGAGGGCAUAGAAUCCACUGGAACUAGAGCUGUGGGUGCUAACACAGUGUUGGGGCUGGAAAUCAGACACCGGGGCUUUACAAGAGCAGCAAGUAUUUUUGACAGCAAUUGGACUUAGAAUUAUCAGACUCACAGAUCUGGAAAUCUGUUAAAUUUCCCAGGAGUACCUUACUGAAAGCCUACCUGUAGGAACCUGGGCAGUCGGAAUUCAUAAUGUAGAAAGACAAGUUAACUCUGUAAACUUAGAAAACUAAGUUCUUUUGACUAAGAUUUUAUUGAAAGAUUUUAAAAUAGCCACAUAUGAGUAAGCUGUUCCCCAACCAUGGCGUUAGUCCAAAAGAACUAAGUUAGGAUAUUUGUGCUUUACCCAAAUGGUAAGUAUAACAGACAGUAAUAGAAGAACUGACUUAGCAAUGAGAAAGAGAGAUGUGUAUCUGUUCCGUAGAUAUAUAGGCCAAUCUGGAUAAUCAACAGAGUAGUAACCUGUGAAACAAACAAGAGUGUACUCAGUCUCUCAUGACAUGCUAACCCAGCCUACACAGUGCCCCGUGAAAACUGUUAGGGUUUGCAUACAUACGUGAGACCUGAUCUCGUCGUGGGUUAACUGUAAAACCAGAAUUAAGAAAAAGUUAGGUAUAGGGGAAGCAAUGUUUCUAGUUAUUUCUCACAACCAUGAGCUUGAUCUGGGUUUUCAGUACAAUGAUUUUCAAAGAUCAACCCAGUUUUUGCUGCUGGGUCAGUAUGGUGUUUUUUUAGUCUUUUUAUAUAAACUUGAUCUGUGAAUUUUUGUACAAAAGAAAUACUAUCAGAAUGAAUGGAAAAGUUUAAUAUGCCCACAGCUACCAGAUGCAUUUGACUUUGAGCUAUGAUUGAAACGAAAGAUUAAAAUAUGAUUUGUUUUAAAUAACG